UUUUAUGUAGUUGGUCCAACCCCCGCGGAGGAGAUCUCUCAAUUAUAUACCACUACACUGCCAAGAGCGCGACAAGUGCCGAAAGGAAAACUCCGGUGCGCAGAGCAAGGAAAUUCGCGUAUCUAAUCGGAACGUUCAGUUUGUUCUCGUCGUUCGGAAGGUUCGCGUCUUGAAUUGCGUUUGAGUCGCUGUCUUUGCCGUCGUCGCCCGUGAGCAUUGUGAAAGGGUCGUUUGUGCUAAAUUCCCUAAAGAAAAAUAUUCCGAAUAAACAAAAGAUCGCAACAUGUGGACAUCACCGUUAUCCUGGACCCUGAUGGUGUUAUUCUCCAUAGACACUGUACGAUCACUGGAUCUUCCCGAAUACCUACACGUCUGUCACCGGGACGACCCGAAGCUAACCGAGUGCAUGAAGGAAUCGAUCGAAACACUGCGACCGUACCUGGCCCGUGGCAUUCCGGAGCUGGACAUUCCCGCCAUCGAACCGAUCAACCUGGGCGAUCUGAUUGUGGCUGAAAGCGUUCCUGGUCAGGGAAUUAGCAUCACCGCCAAGGACAUCAAAGCCUAUGGGCCGGGCAACUUCCGACUGAAGAAACUUAAUGUUGUCGAGUACGGCAAAGUGUACACCUUCGAGCUGGAACUUCCCCACCUGUACGUCGAGGGUCGAUACGUAGUGGACGGCAGAAUCCUACUGCUACCGGUGAAGGGAGCCGGAAAGUUCACCGGAAACUUCACCCAGGGAUUCGGCAACGUGCGCAUCAAGGGAGACCGAAAGGUGAUCAAUGGUAGGAACCAUCUCUCGCUUGCCAAGCUGGACAUCAAGAUCAAGGUUGGUGACGGUAAAAUCAAGCUGGAAAACCUGUUCGGUGGAGAUCGAGUUCUAGGCGAAAUCAUCAAUCAGACAAUCAAUCAAAACUUCGCCCUGCUGAGCCACGAGCUGAUCCCGCUGAUCGAAAAAGCCCUGCAGAGGAUAUUCAAGACGACGGGAAAUAAGAUCCUGGAAAGGUUCCCCGAGGAGGUGUUAUUCCCGUGAUAGGGUGAAUGCAAAUAAGCGCUAAAACAACAGGAAAUUGGAGUUUUACUGAUAGUAGGAGGGAAAUCUGAUACAAAUGUGUGACAUAAAAAUUAAGGUUAAAAAUGAGCAAAAUGGUGAUCAAAUGUAAACUUUUGUAAUUUAUGACGCCGGAUGGGUUGACUCGUUCGGCGAGAAUGCUUUCGAGAGGUGUAAAUACAGUUAA
Ochlerotatus camptorhynchus is the source of this 1235-nucleotide messenger RNA. RefSeq names its product Juvenile hormone binding protein 3 (gene Jhbp3). The record is from RefSeq and is a predicted model, not a curated record. The coding region runs from base 284 to 1030 and encodes 248 amino acids. NCBI's taxonomy places the organism in Eukaryota, Metazoa, Arthropoda, Insecta, Diptera, Culicidae. The transcript is spliced from 6 exons.